AUGCUUGUGCAGGAGCACAAGAAGUUAAAAGGACGUAUGUCUACGACCACAACAAUAACAGAUGGUAAGAAUGGAUCCGUUCCAUCAUCCAUGAAAAUGGGCAAGAAAUCAGUUACAGAAGACCUUGUGACAACAUUCAGCUCCCCAGCUGCAUGGCUUCUUGUUGUUGCUCUGAUUGUUACCUGGUCAGCAGUAGCUAUUGUAAUGUUUGACUUGGUGGAUUACAAAGCAUUUGCAGGAAGAUCUGUUAACAAGCUCAGCACAGAACCCCUGAGAAUCAUUCAUGAGACACUGGAAGAAUCCACUGAUUGGAUUUAUGGCUUUAUCUCUUUAAUGUCUGACAUCAUAUGGAGUGACGAUGAUGACAGUGAUGAAGGUAUUCAUAAUGUAAAGAUUUCUGUAACUGCACUAACUGCUGUUUUACAGGCAUUACGUUGGCUUACUCAGCUUUUAACCUCAUAG
Numida meleagris (helmeted guineafowl) is the source of this 462-nucleotide messenger RNA. RefSeq names its product triadin (gene TRDN). NCBI's taxonomy places the organism in Eukaryota, Metazoa, Chordata, Aves, Galliformes, Numididae. The transcript is spliced from 3 exons. The record is from RefSeq and is a predicted model, not a curated record. Gene Ontology annotation, cellular component: membrane; sarcoplasmic reticulum. Bases 1 to 462 code for a protein of 153 amino acids. Gene Ontology annotation, molecular function: signaling receptor binding.